UCUUUGGUCACUGGAAUCUUGUGGUCAAAGGGACCUCCUAAGUAUUCGAGGUGAAGAUAGCAAAUGGCUCUGUGUUCAGGAAUGGGUCCUGCCCAGUUUCCUCCUUCCUUGCCAGUGUUUUGGGACAGGCCUGGAGCACUUUGGCUGACUCGGGGAGUCCUCUUUUGGGAUUGGCCACACUUUGAGCCAGGCAUGGGCCUCUCACUGUGGGCACAUGGUGGCCCUAGAGAGGGGAGGAUGGAAACUUUGGUCCCUUCAAAUCAGAUCCCUCCCUGGUGCCACAGCAGCUGAGUGUGCAUCCAACCUGAAGAAAAUCUACACGGUGCAAACAGUACAGAUAUUCUGGAGUGUGUACAAUAAUAUUCCUCCUGUGACUAGCCUGCCUUUGAGAUGUAGUUAUCAUUUAAUGAGAGGAGAGAGGCGACCACUUUGGGAGGAGGAAAGUAAUGCAAAGGGCGGCGUGUGGAAAAUGAAAGUUCCCAAGGACAGCACGUCCACAGUUUGGAAAGAGUUGCUGUUGGCAACUAUCGGGGAACAGUUCACAGAUUGUGCCGCAGCAGAUGACGAAGUAAUAGGAGUUAGUGUCAGCGUUCGUGACCGAGAGGAUGUCGUCCAAAUCUGGAAUGUCAAUGCCUCAUUAGUGGGUGAAGCAACUGUUCUAGAAAAGAUCUAUGAACUUCUGCCCCACAUACCUUUUAAAGCAGUAUUUUAUAAACGACCAAGUCUGGCAGAAACUCUCCAGAAAGGAGCCCAUGAAGAGCAUCAUGCUUUUGAAGGUGGACGUGGAAAACACUAAUUGCACUCUGUACAGAAUUCUUUGUCCUUUGCUGAUUGGUUUUGGAAACGGUCUUAACAGGAGGGAGAGUGAAGAGAAGACUUGCCGAAGCUCUCGAAGCUGGUCGAUUUAGAGUGGUUUCUGUCCUUGCAGAUCGGGCAGUUAGCACUCAAGUAGCAGCUGGGGGGCGGGGGCGGCUGCGUGGGUGUCUACCGUCACGGUACUUGGUUUAGUUUUAUUUUUUGGCUUUCUAAAUUCUCUGUUCUUUUCACUCUGAUUUUUUUUUUUUUUUUGCCCUUUUUAAUUCCUUAUUCAGUCUAAUUAUUGUUUACUCCUCUUUCAUUGAGGCACAAGAAAUUGGGUUCCCUGGAAGUAGCUCUCCUAUACCUAGUUAAUGAGACUGUGCAUAACCGUGACAAUAUUGCUUUGGAAAACCACGCUAUACGUGGAGGAAUAGUAGCUUGAUGAAACCUGUCUUCUGAGUAUUUGUUGUGACAUUCCUUCAGGCUGUGAGCUGGGCAUUGUUUUUUCUGUCCCAGGGAAAAGAAAUACCAUUCUUAAUCUGAUUUUGCACUGAGAGCACACACGCUUUUUCUUUUUCCUUCUUAAAACUUUUUUUUUUAAAUGAUAAAAGAAAAAGAGUAGUUGGGUUCCCCAAGCUGGUAACUAUUAUCACAGUUCAGUCUCAGGAUAUAAAUCAAACUCUAGGUUUUUGGACCCUCUAUGGAUGGAAGCAUUUUCAACUAGAAUUUCAAUUGGCCUUUUCAAAGGAAAGCUUAGAGUGCUGAGAAAGGAUUCCUCCCAAUAGGAAACCUGGUAUUUCGGAUUUAAAGAAGAGGUGAUGUUUUAAUUGUUUGAAUUUUAAUUGUCUGAAUUUCAGGGGUGUGAACCCACUUAGGGCUUCACAGAUCAAUGCUAACACAUUUUGUUAAAAUGAUCCCCUUUUCCUGUUCACCUUGUAUGCAGUUUCCGUAAUUGAUAGUCUUCCAAAUGGGCAGCUUCCCCCUCCCCAUUUUUUUUUUAUUUAGGAGUAGAAAGUUAUAUCUCAUUUAUGGGGUGACUCUGAACCUUCAUGAAGUUGAACUUUGAGUGCUUUUUGUUUGUAUAACUCAUUGGAAUUGUUGAUACGCAUUGCUUUAUGCUACCAAAGAAUUACCGGUUUUAGUGGAAGGACCUGGCCACCCUCUGGAGCACUGAGACAUGCUCAGACUGCACCCAUUUCCUCUGGACUCUGCCAAGCCUCCGGCUGCAUUUACCUGCAUAAGGGCAGGGCCCUUUGAAGACGCUUCCUUUUGUGGGCUUGUUUUUGGAGUCCCAGGAGCUAGCAUGUACUUAUACAUUUCACCAAAGGGCCACGCACCCAGACUGUCCUUGUAUCCAGGAUUCUUAAUUCCUCUUGCAAUAUUGACCAGCAGAGAGAGAUGAGGUCACUUCAAGCCUCCAGCAGGUGUUUGUAAAUAACAUUCUCCAUUCACACAUUUUAAAGGACUUUCAACAAUAUCUAUAAAAAUUGUGCCCUUUGCUUUCACUGCUAACCACAUCAACCAUAACGAUGAUCGGACUUAAAAACACACACACACACACAAAAAUUUAUUUCUAAACUUGAGAUUCUUCAGUGAAUUCAAAAUGAGGUAUGAUACCCAAUCCAUUUCUCCAAAGCCCAGGGCUUGUUUCUCUAAACCUUGUACUAACGUCCAACUGGUUUUUAAAUUAUUCAUCAAGGAUUUAUAAAAAUUAUUCUGGACAUGAAAAUUCUUUUUUAUAAUAUAAGUAUUUUUCUGAUAGAUUAGAAAAAAGGAUACAGUUGACUUUAUCUUCACUGAAAUUGUCACAUAUAUUUCCUGAAGUAAAUGGGUUUUGACGUAUUUUUAUUUUUGAACUUUAUUUAAAGGAUUUGUGAUGAUGUGUUCAACUUUUGUGUGUAUGUAGCCUUUGAAGUAAAAUAAAAUAAAUAGGAAUGUUAGGCUCACGUUGAUUUUUUUUUUUCUGGUUUCUAUUGUUAAUGAUCAUGGAACAUGAGCAACACAUAAAGCUGAUCUUGUCUCAGUAAACUUCUGCAACUAUUUCUGACCCUUUGGAAAAUACUGUGAGAAAGAUUUAAUUUGCUUAAUGUUAAGAAUGUAUCAUCUAAAUUACUUUUAAGAGAGGAUUUUGUCAGAUUUUCCUCUGGAAAUUGUUUUAAUUGAAUAUUUAGUUCAUAAGAGACUUUGUAUGAACUAAGCUGAUGUAAAAAGCUGAUGUAGUCAGUUUAAAAAUCUCUCAUUACCUUCUUAGAUUAAAGAAGCUAAUGCUUGUCUGAGAUACCAGGAAAAAUUUUGUGUGGCUUAUGACUUUUGUGCUAGGGUGGCUUACCGACCUCAGCCAGUGCUGGGGACAGUACUAACUUCCAGUAGAGUCCCCUCUUUUCAGCCAAGUCCUUGCAGGUGCAGCCUGGUGCUCCCGGCAAAGAGCCACACAGAAGCCAGAGCGCUGACUUGCUUGUCUUUGUGAUCCUCAGGUCUGUGAUACAGUGCCAGGAAAUCGGAUUGAAAGCAAUAUGCUCUUUCUCCCAGUAUUCCCCAGCUUGUCAUCUCACAGGUGCUUGCUUACAUCAGGAAAGUUACACUUAGCCAAAAAGGAAGAAUAAUCCCUGUUUAAAAUAACUUGUCUACAUUUUGAUUUUUUUCAUAGGCACUUUCGGACGUGCUGACUUAGUCAGUGUUCACAUUUCCUUUUCCUCCCACUUUUCCACAUUUCUAAAAUGAGGGUAUAAUUUACAUUUGACAUGUACAUUGCUAUUAAAUGUAUGGUACGAUUGAUGGGUAGGAAAACACGAUUCUAGUAGACUUUGAAUAAGUUUAGACUGGCUCUAAACUUCUAGCCUUCUUCUUGAAUUUAGCUCAAGUCUACACUGUCCACACAGCACCAGACUUCAUAGUUGAAAGAAACUUUUGGUAUAACUGGGUCUGGUAGAUACAAUAUACAGUGAAACCUGUGAGAGCCAGAACUCAGUGGGACUGCCUUGUCUUUCCAGGUCUCCUAAGUUUUCCGCCUUUGAGAGGGUCAGUCUUACUGCUUUUCAGUCAUUUGUUUUGGUGGAAAAUAUUUGAGUUUUCCUUCUCUUACAGGUUUCCGCCUUACACAGGUUCUGGCUUUCACAGGUCUUACUGUACAGUGUGCCAGCCAAGCCUUGACUGAACCUGUCUCUAGUUAAAAGGAUAUAAAACUAGAAGGCAACAGUGCCAGGCAUUGAAGUCUGUAGGUUAUAUCCCAGUCUAAGCCUCCUUAAACUAAGAAUAUUCAGUCUGUCAACCUAACCACCCCUUCCUCCCCCAACUAGUCGCCCCGAUCACCAACUAAAUAUCUGGCCACUGAUCUGACUAUACCUAAUCAGAGACCCUCAUUGUAGCUCAUCAGUUGCUGUCAGUGACUGAAGUGGCAUUAGAGUGUGGUGUUUGAAAGUAACCUGAUUAUGACAAGAGGGUGGCCCUUUGCAGUUAGAUGCUCCACUCUUCAAGGCUUCCAACUUUUGUGCUUACACAAGGCUGACAGCAUUUGGAGCGGUCACAUGGUGGCGCUGCCUUCCAGCCGACGGUUCUGGCUCAGCAGUUUUUAUCAGCAUUUAUCCAGCGACAUUUGUGUGAUUAUUUUAAGAUCCUACUGCAUUUUGUUCUUAGGGUUUUAUAAAAAAUGUGAUUAGAAAAUGUAAAAAUGAUACUAGCGAUAAUAAAUUUUGGUUUCAUAUACCUAAUAAAAAUAAGGCCAGGAUAAAACUCUCCAGGUGUGCUAAAAAUCUCAACUCUUAGGCUCUCUUUGGGCCUGUCAGCAAGUCAACAGGUUGUGAAGAGAAAGAAUGAAAUAAAUGAAUAUGUAGGAAAUACUGGAAAUAUUUUCAUCAAAUGUUGUACCCAAAAGGAGGACUAAAAUUAGAAUUUUAUAUAUUUUUUAGCUUUUUGCAUAUGCAGCCCCCCUUUAAAAAUGUAAGUCUAUGGUUCACUGUUCCAACGUUAUACAUUUUUGUAAGAUUUCACUCAUUAACAUAUGAAAGUAGAGGACUGCCUGUAUGUGGUUUAUUUCUUAAAAGAAUACAUUCUGAUCAAUUAAAAAUUGCUUACGACUUUGGUGACUCAGGAUUGUAAAAACCCCAGAUAAUUGCCUCAAUAGCUGGGAGGAAUCAGAGGAUAAAGAGGAAAAAGAUAGGGAUUGAGGUGCGGUGAAAAGUGUAUUUGAGACCCUGUAUUCUAUUCUGUAUAGCAAGUAGAGUGGACUCCCCUUUCUACUUCUCGCAGGAACAAAAAGCCCAGAUAGAUUCUGGACACAUCUGAUUAUACUGUUCUGUUUUUGUUUUCUAUUAUUUUUCCAUUUGCAUCAAAAUCUCAGAACACUUCUUAUUUAGGUUGAGCCAUUCAGGCUAAAAGUCACCCUACUGUGUGGUAGAGACACUUCCAUCUUACUGACACAGCUCUGUUUUCAAAGGAAAACUCACAGGCUCGUAGAAUUCUAGAGUGGAAGGAACCUUUGAGAUCAUCUACCAGUGCUUCUCAAACCUAAGCAUGGCGAAGGCUAACUGGGGUAUUUAUUUAAUAUGUGGAUGUCUCCAGUACCCCAACCUGAGAUUCUCAGUCACGAGAAUUUUGUCUGCAUUUUUAGCAAGCACUCCAGUGAUUCUAAUGCUGAGGUCUUUAGACCUCACUUUGAGAAAUCCUGAUUAUCCAACCCCCUCAUAUGACAAAUGAGGAACUCCCUCCUCCCUUUACCCCCCCCCACCGCCCCCAAGCUCUCUCAGGUGACCUGAUUUGACUGUAUAAUACCAACAAUAUUAUGAAGGCUGGAGAAAGCCAUUAUUACCAAGACUUGAGUAGAUGGUGCUCAUAAAUAAGGACUUUAUGGCUAGGACCACAGCAGUAAUAGGUAGCCCAUCUCUGGAAGUCCAUAAUAUAAAAACCUUUAAUACAGAGUAGUGGCUUUUUUCUUUUCUAAAUACCAUUUCAGCCUGUUAAGAGAAAAAUUAAUGUUCAGAAAAAAGGAGUCACUCCAUAUGUGCACUAACUGCUUUUCUGUAAUGUCUUAUGGCAUCUAGGGUUCAGCAUCAUUGAACAAGAUUAAAUGAACGUUACAGAGCUAUAAAAUUGCAUGUAAAAUAACGCAAAACUCUUCAAAUGGCUAUCAAAGUAGCCUGGGAAUGAAUUUCCACUAAAAUUAAUUGUCACUUCUAAACGUAGCUCAGCAAAGCUGUUACUAAACCGGAGGGAUUCUUGAAUACAUAGAAGUGUCCAAAAAAAUCCAAGAAGUUAUUUCCCAGCCCACAGGAAUGAUAAGGAAAAGUCAUUGUGAAGUCAAUAUUUUUUUGUCCAUCAUUGCUACUAAAAUUUAGAGUCCCAUUGUAUAUGUGUAUGUUGAAUGUACCUUAUUAGAAUAUCCAGUGAAGUGGCCUUUUGGAUAUUCUAUGCUCUUGUGUCCUUCCGAGAUCAUGAUGUUGAAGGAAUCUGUGUUCAACGUUUUUGUUUUGGUUGCUGCCCUAAAAAAAAAAAAAAAAGUCAACUCAUUUAAAGGAAUGCAGGAUUUUUAAAGGAAUGAAAAUGUCAGCUUCUAAUAUUGAAGUCAGAGAACUUUUCUUGAACUUGUACUUUGGAACACGGGUUUAUUUGGGAUGUCCUAAGCCAGCAACUGCAUUAUGGAAAUAAGCGUGAAGUCAAUAUGGUGUUUCUAAGUUUUCCAUAGAAAAAUAAUCGUACCUCUUUUUAAUUUGAAGAAGCAACUUUUAAUGAAGGUGAAAAUGUUCAUUUUAGCACUUUACAUUGAAUGGAGAAUAUACAAGGACUUUGAGCAGUUUCAUCAACUUAUUAUAGGGUUUCUGUUCUCAUAUAAAGCUAUUAAUUUUAUGAGCAUACAUUAAAUUCCCCCCAAAUUUCUCAGACCUCUAAUGUGGUUCACAACCAUUGUAUGGUUUAAAAAUAAAUUGUAACUAUUUUCUCAGUAUUCGUUUAAUAACAAGUCACCAUCACUUUGUGUACCUCCUGACUGAGAGUUUGGUUUCCUUUAAAUGAUUACACAAAAGAAUUUCAGACCUUAAACCAGUGAGGAGACCCUAGGUUGGGGUAUCUAGUACUGUUUGUCCCCAAUUUAAAAUCUUAUCAGUUGCAUUGAAAGUUACUCAUUCUUUAGAACUGUCUUAUCUGUGAAGUUGCACCAGGUCCAUUUGCCUUAUGUUUGGGAUCUGUUGUACCCCUCCCCCCAUUUUAUACCAUCUGUGCCCUGUGCGGUUGGGACCCUUCCACAUCUGGCUACAAGCUGGUGUAAUGUCCUUCCUUUUGAUCUGGCUUCGUCUAGUGAUUUGCUCAGUAUUUUUAAGGUCAGACUGAAAACUUUUCUGUUCUAGUUAUUUUUGAUUUUAUAUUGUGUGUUGUGUUUGAUGUUAAGAUACAUGUGAAAGUUGCUUCUAUAAGUCAGUAAUCUUUAUUCCAGCCUUUUGCAGCAAAAAGGUAAGACGAGACUCUGCUUUUCUGGCUUGGAAAUGUAGUGAUUUAUGUGUUUAGCACAAAUGUUGAGACUAUUCAUGCGAAAAGUUCUUGCUAUGAAUUCGUGUUCCAUCCAUCUUCAAGUUAUAAUUUCACGGAGUUUGUUUAGGUGUUCAUUAGUUUCUGGAAGCCCUUGUUCCCCUAAACUUUGAGAACUUUUCUAAUCUGUUGCCACUAAUUCUCACUCUGUAUUUGACUUCUUAUAAUAUGGAAAUACCUAUUGCAUUCCCUGUGCUUAAAAUCUCAUGUCAUUUCCUCAGCCACGCUGCUCAAUCGUAAUUAGGUUCUGCAUAUGCAUAUGGUCAUGACCAUAACUGUUUAUUCCAGCACAUAUUGACAUUUUCUGCCCACCCGCUCUAAUGUGUAUAAAGCCCCUGACACCUACUAGGCUCUCUGUGUUACUCUGAUGGGAAGCAGCUCUUUCUCUUUCUUACACUCCCUUGUUCAAUACAUUUGGCAAUAGGUACAUCUUGAUUUCUUAGAAAACAACAUUUAACUUAUUUUAAUUACAUUCCUUUACCCUUAACCAAGAAUGGUUCCGUUUUAGAAUAAUUCAGUUACUUUUAUUUCUGUUUGUCCUCCAGUUUGCCCAUGAGAUUCAAGUGUCCCUCUAUAGCUACGUAUAUAAAGUGAAUUUACACUUCCUUUCUGGCUGGCUAAUGUAUCUCUUUAAAGACAAAAAAUAAUAAAGAACCCAGCAGACACUUAUUUCUUUAAUUAAUCUGCAGCUUUUCCUCAUUUCUCACCAUAGAAGUAAGCAGCCCAAGAUUACAUAUGUGACGCCCGAUUAAUUUUAACACAGUGCAUUUUACGAAAUCUUUGAGGGUCGGGCAUGGUACUCUGAAGGCUUUAAUAUUGCCUGAUACCUCUUUCUCCUGUUUGAGUCUGAAUACUGAAUACCAGGUAGUCUGUGAGUACUUAAUCAUCUAGUGUUCAUCAGUGCACGUUUGGAAUGUGUUCUUGGUUGCUUUGUUUGCGUACUCUCUGCCUCCCCACCUAAAAUCUAGGUUUUUGAAGGCUGAGACCAUGAGUCUUUUCUUUCCCAGUGACUUAUAGUGUGAUAAAUGCUAUUUAAGAACUUUUAAACUGCUUUUCACUAGUGACUGUAUUAAAAAUCUCUGGAAUCCUGCAGGAUGAUAGGUCUUUUGUUACUGGAAGAAAAGAAAACAGUAGCGUUUACAAGGCUCAGCAAGUUAAAAUAUGUAUCAUUGAAAUAUGUAUCUAUUUCCCAUCAGCCAGCUAGGCUGCAGUGCUGACUAGCCUAUUUCUUGCCAGAGAAAAUAAGUUUAAAUCAUAAGCAUAUUUAACUAGCAAGCAUAAAUCAUAAGCUUUUAUAAUCAUAAGCAUGUUGAACUCUGGUACCAUUUAUACAGAUGGUGUGGCUGCAUGUGUGUGCUCCUCCCAGCUCAGAGAUGUGGGCAAGCCCUUACUCCCCAAUUUCCUCUUUAACUCAGAAGACUUAAAUCAUUUAUUUUUUGCCCAGAUAGAAUUCUAGAAAGUGUAGACCAAGAGAAAAGGUUCAGGUCUUAGGAAACUUCUGGGUUUUAUGACUCACUCUUACCAAAGAAAAAUGAUAGAAAUAUAGGUUGUACAUGGAAAGAGUGGUACCGUUUUAAGGCAGAAAUAAUUGGUGCUUCCAGAAAAUAGUCAAGUUAUGAAGAACAAGACUUUGAUUCUCAGAAUGCAUCUAUUUUUUAAACCGAACAUCAUGGCAUCGUAAAUAAAAAUUUAACAGAGGUCCAUGAGUUUUCAAAGAGUGUUCUCCAGGAGGUUGUUUCUGCAGAAAUACUUUUUGAUGCUGCAAACAAAAGUUCCUAUAUUUUAAGGCAUUUUAAAAGGUGUAGUAAAACAGUAACACCCACACUCAACAUGCGUUGUGUGGCCAAAUUUUAACAUUUUGGAAGCCAGUAUGCAUAAUUUAUGUACUCAUUGAUUUUCUUUUAUGAAAUGUCACUUUUUAAAACCUUUUUUAUUGUAAAAUAAAACAAAGAUGCAGAACACGACACAAAACAAAUCUGUAGCUUAGUGAAUUGUUAUAAAUAGAACAUCCUUAUAUCAGCAUCCAGGUCAAGAAAUCCGACUUUGCCAGGUGCCCCAGGAGCCCCCUUCCCAUGGAUCACCCAGUUGUAGCCCCCUCACUCGCCACUAAAGUCAUAGCUAUUCUGUCUUACGGUAGGCACUUGCUUGCAUUUCUUUUUUAUUCACGCAAGUGAUAAACAUCUCUUCUAUCUUUUUAUAUAUAGAAGCUCUUCUAUUUAUGAAAAGUUGGGCUCAGAAAAGCUUUCUGUAAGUCCUUUAAAUGGUAAGUGAAAAAUGACAUUCUAUAAUCAUUUGCUUCCCCCAUAAGUUAGUGGUUGGGCAGAGUUUGACAUGCCUUUGCUAUAGUGAGCAGCUCUGUUCAUAGCUAUAAUAUCCAUAAUAAUCAUAAAAGCUAACAUGUGGAGUUACAUGACAUCUAAGCACAUGAAUUAAUUCUCAAAAAAAAAAAAAACCUAUGAAGUUGAUUUUAUUAUUAUUGUUCCCAUUUUCCAUAUGUGGAAACUGAGGGUUAGAGAGGUGAAAUAACUUGCUCAAGCUCACACAGUUAGUAAGCCACAGAGCCGAAAUAUGUCUAAAGUCCUUAUGGCUGCAGCUAGUUCUCCUGAUGCUAGGCUGCCUGGAUGGGAGUACAAGACUGCAAGAUGUCUAAGAAUUUUGAGGUUCCUUGUAAGAGUCCAUUAAAAAAAAGGGGAUCUACAGCUUUAAGAAGAAGAUGGAAAAGUAGAUGGUCUAGCGGAACCUUUUCAUUUUACAGAUGAAGAAGUGACAGAGUGACCCAGAAACUUUAAAUAAUUUGCUUAAGGUCUCAUAAGCAGUUGGUGGCAAAGUUGAAGCCACAUCCUCAAAUUUCCUGGCUGUUAAAACCACUAAUUUUUCCAUUGUCCAUACCUUAUGUGGAAAACUAUCCAUUUUUAAAUCUGUCUCUUGCAUUGGCCCCACAUGAGCAGAUUUGUCUUGAAACCAGUUUACAACUAGGACACACCAUCUACUUGCUUAUUUUCUCAAGAUUUUAACUGGGAAUUGUAAAAAUUUCUAUUUGAAGCUUGCUUUCCUGUCUCACUUAUUGAGUGCCCAAUCUGUAGAGACACAUGCCUAACACCCACUGCAAAGAAUGUACAAGAAUAACACAUUUGACUGGUGUGGAUGGCAGGUGAAAAGGAAUUGCUGGUGUAGUGUGGGCCCUUAAAUGUAUUCACGGCCAAAUCUGGAUUAUCCCAGCACAGAUGGAUCAUGCAAAAUCCCUCUUCUGCUUCUUACUGGUGACCUUUAACUAUUUGUGUUUGCAAAUCCUUCUACAAGAAAUUGGAAAGUAGAUGAGCAGAGAGGGUAGAAUUUGGUUCUUUGACCAGCAUUUGAGGUGUCCUGGUAAAAGGUUUGGUGGCUUCGCCAUUUAAAGCUACAGGGAGAUUGUGGGGUUCUUUCUAGAUGGAAUGCAUCUGGGAAGUCCAAUUUAGCCUUGAAUGUGAAUGAUUAGCUUUGUGUAGUAUUUGCCUUUACUGGGUGGAAAUCCAUUAGCUUAUGCCUUGUACAAGUUACUCAAAUUUUCUGAGCCUCAGUUUCACCAUCUGUAGAAGGGAAGAUGCUCUGUAGAAGAGUAAAGCUCUUCAAAGUAAGGAACAUGUAUAAAGCACCCAGCUCAACUCUCUGCCCGUGGUAGAGAGUUAGCAAAUGGUACUUCUGUUGGUUGGCUGUAUUAAUUUGUCCAUACGCUAAGGAGAUUGAACUGAUCCAGUGGAACUUACUUACUUUGCUCUUGAGGUAUUGACCUAGCAUAACUUGUUUGUGGUCCUACAAGUAGUUGGUAACAACACUCUGGUCAAACCCACUAGUACCCUAAUUGCUUGUUCACUGAUCUUUCCAUCUCAUCAUACUAUUUCUGGGAAAAACAAAUAUACCUCCUUACUUGACUUCUCUGUACCUGACUUUUGAAUCAGUUUGCCAUGAAAACAAUUUAGGAUCUCUAUGAAUCUUCUAUUUUCCAAGGACAUUAUUACCAUUAUUAAAAAAAAAAAAAUUAUUACUCAGGAAUGUAAGAAGGAGUUUCAGUUGAUGAAAUUUCUUUUUAGGCUGAGCAAAUGCUUGUUGAAGCAUAAGUCCCAUAUUGGUCACUGUGAUCAUAGGCACUCAAACUUGCCAUUGGAGGAAGGAUUGUGGGAAGCUCCCAUGAGUUCCUUAUAUUACAUGCACAUAUUUUUAAUCCUGGUUACCUUAAAAGAAAGCUGAGAGGCGUCAGUGUAGCUGAGUCAAUAUGGAUGAUAUUGAGUCAUUCAUUCACUAAGUAUUUACUGAGCAACUACAAUGUGUUUAGGUACUAGGGAUACACCAAUAAACAAGACAUCAUCCCAGCUUCAUGGGACUUACGACUUAGUGGAUUGAUAAAUAUCAUUAAAACUUUGAACUACUAAACAAAAAGAAAGGCGGAAGUAUGUCUUAAACAUCCUUGAGUUCCACAUACCUGGCACAUAGUACAAACUCAGUAUGUGCUUGGAUGAAGGAAUAUUUGAAUGUUGUCAUAAGCAGGUUUUUUUUUUUUUUAAUUCUAGAAUUCUGAAGCUGAGUGUUUUCACUAAUCUUAUUAUUGUUUUAAAACUCUCUAAUUAUAGUUUUGACACUGGACUCAGUAACCACAAAGGCUGUUUAUAAUUUGUUGGCGCUUUUCAAACAUCUUUUAAAAACCAAGCGAGCCCUUAACUUGUGCUGGAUAAUUCUCAGUGUCUUUAUGUAUAUACCUGAGGGGCAACAAUCAUAAAAGGGCCUGUGCACCAGCAUGUUAAAUAUGGGGAUUCUUACACUGUGGAAUUUAUAAAGAUUGCUUACUCUGUAAUUUUUAAAAGCCCUGUAACUCUUUAUAAAGCAUACAUAGCAUCUGAACAAGAAAUAUGACACUAAGUCUCGGAUUAAAUAAUAUCUUGGGGCCACUAUCUUAUGCAUUUUCAGCAGUUUGGGAACUCCACUAAGUGCAGGUUAACAAGACCAGAGCAUCAUAAAUGAGCAUCUGCCCCGCGACCCAGCUGGAGACCCCUUCCGCCAUUAUUCAUUCCGGAAGCACGUGCUGACGCCACGUUCGGCCUUCUCGGCUCUCCCACUCUCAGUGGUCUUUUAAGAUUGGCGGGAGGUCAAACCCUUCCACCUCCUCUGCUUUGUGGAGCAGCUGAAUGUUUUCGGAGUCUUGCUUGCUUUGUAGCCAUGAUAAUUAUAUUAAAAAAAAAAAGUUAAAAUGGGACCCUGCACGGGGAGCGAUCGAGCUCGGAACCCUUGUGUGGAAAAGGUAAAAAAAAAAAAAAAAAAAAGGGAGCUUUAAAUGAGAACAGGCAGCUCUGAGGAGGAGAACUUGUUCGAUUCGGCGCCACUGCUGUUUCGCCUGCUGACCUGGGCUUCGCAGCCCGAGUUCAUCCUCACACUUCAAAGGCCUGGCGCCGAGGGCAUCACACAUUUUCCUUGAUGACAAAUUAAUCAAACUUGAUUUCUGGGAUGAGAUGGAUACAAAAGAACUACAACUCCCCAAGGCCUGAAAGUCAAUACAGCCCUUCUGGCUCUGAUUAGGGUAACAAAGGAUAUCUGAGAGCCAUCUUCCUCCGCUCUGCUGUGGGACGGAGCUGAAAGCGAGCCGGCCUUGUAAAGGAGAAAAAGACCUUAUUAAAACACAUUUCAGCUGCGACCGAGUGCCCGGCGAGCCCUCCUGACAGAGAAAAUUGCUUUUUAGUAGAUGCUCACCUUUUCUCAAGAGCAAAGUUUCCGCUUAGAAGAACCUAGAGGAAGUAGUAUAUUACGAAUCUGAAAUGUUUAUAGAUCUCCUCUUUUAUGUUUCUUCUGUGAAGAUGAGGUUAAGAAAGAAAAGAAAGAAAUCGGCCUGUGAUUAUCUGACAAAUAUUAGAGCCCAAAUUUGGAUAAGUCAAUUUACUUCUACCUGGUCAAAAAGAGAAAUUCCCAGAGUUCAGAGAAUUUGUGUACCUGUGAAGGCAGGCCUCGGCCAAGGUGAAGCCACAGGCUUCAGAAUGCAUGUCUCGGUCUGUUCUGGCAUCCCACUCAGGAGAGCCCAAGUAAGCCUUCUGCUAAAUCAGGGAGUGCAGGAUUUCAAUGCAAAACCCUCUUAGCAGCUUUCUCAUCCGCCUGUUCUGUGGAGCGGCCAAGGACAUCGCUCGCAUCCUUCUCGUGAUUGCUCUCAGUUCUAUAUUUAGAAGAAUUGCCGUUGCACAAAAUAUGGUCUCCGGACUGCUCUGGGGUGCUUUAUGCUUUUCACAAAAGAGUUCAAAAAAAGGUUCACCCCAUUAUAUCAUAAUUUUGAAUAGAAGGCCCUGAUGGUAUUUUCCUUUAAUAUGGAGGCAAAAUGCAGAAACUUAAAAUAAUGUGGGCUCCUAUUUUAUAAGUUUGUGGCAUCUACUUCCACGCAGCCCUGCCUGCCGCCACCCUGCCGGCUUGAACCGUGGGUUGAAUGCCAAGUGAUUCAUCCUUGAUACACGUGCGGAGUGACGGUGGGUCACACAGGCCCAUCUUUCAUUUCUGACACUUGGUUUGAAGAUCCUUCCUCCAAGUAUCUUUCUGAUCCUGACAGGCAGUUUUCAAAAUGGUUGUGGCAUUCCAGGACCCUUAAUAAUUUAAACCUGUAUUUUAGAUUCCAGCAAUAUAGCCAAAUAUACAGUGACGGCCCCCACCCCCACCCCCACCCUCACACGGUACCAGUUCACUGGUGUCAGCACCAGCUCCCACUGUUCUCUGACAUGUGGACAUGUGUGCGCUCAGCCGGGGCAGCCAAGCCCCUUGUCUCUCCAAUCCCCAAGAUCCCUCCCAGCUCAUGCUUUCCAGAUGGACUGAGGGUGAGCCAAGGCCACCUACUCCAUGAAGCUUGUUCUGAUAUCUCAAGCUUGAGAGGACCCCUCCUGUUUUGAAAUACAGAAGGAGACACUUUAAUUUUCUUUUAGCUCCCCCCCCCACCACCACCACCAUGGCCCUUGAGUCCUAAUCAACUCAAUGGCAACUUACAACUACAUGGCCUUUGAAGGGUCCCUUAGUGGUGAAAGCCGUCUGUAAUGGGUUGGUAACCUAAAGGCAGGCAUUUGGGACCCACUCGACAGCACUGUGGAAGAAAGGCCUGCAGUCUACUUCAUAAAGAUUAAAAAAAAACAGAUUACAGCCAAGAAAACCCUAUGGAACAGUUCUAGCCUGUAACAUACAAGGUCGCUGUGAGUUAGAAUCAACUGGACGGAAAAAGAGUUUUUUUUUGUUGUUGUUUUUUUAAUAGUCCCUAAGGAUUCCCUGAGUGGCCUAAGUGGUUAAGCUCUCCACUACUAACGAAAAGCUUGGCAGUUUGAAUUCACCGAGAGGCGCCUGGAAGAAGCCCUGGCACUCUACUUCUGAAGGAUCCCAGCCAUUGAAAGCCCUAUGGAGCCCAGUUCUAUUCUGACACACAUGGGGUCGCCAUGAGUCAGAGUCCAUUCUGCAGCAUAUAUGGUCAUUUGUAAGUGUGGCCUCAUCGCUGGCCCUAAAUUGAGAAUUCUCAGGCCUUUCCACACCCCACGGCACACAAAGGCCGUUGAAUGGAGGAGUGAAAUUUCCGUAAGCUCAUCACAGAUUCCAUCUUAAGAAACCCAUUCUCCAUUUUCAGAGAUUGUUUAUGGAGUGGGAAAGAGCACACUGGGUUUUAAGUCGGAAGACAAACUUUUCCCCUCAUACAUCCUAACUUGUUGGUUUUGUGGCCCUGAGUGAAUUAUCUGUGACUUUUCAGGGCCUCAGUUUACUCGUCUGGGUAACAGGAAUAAUGAACACCCACGUCACAGGAUGUGGCAGAUUCGAUGAGAAAAUACACGUGAAGGCCUUUUACAAACUGUUAAGUGCUGUUCACGUGAAGGUCUUGAUAUUAAUACCUCAUGGUAGCACAGUGGUCUGGUCAAGGUGGAUACUUGGUCCAGUUGUUUUAAAAUCACAUUCUAAAGUGGAGUCUAGAAACUUUAUUUUUACAAAAAUCCCUUUUUACAGUAUAAAAAUAAUUUUCAAAAGAAGGCCCUGAUGGUAUUUCCUUUAAUAUGUAAGCAAAACGCACAAAUCUAAAUCCGUGAGUAACAUUAGCAAACGUAAUACCUACCCCCCCCAAAAUUUUUUUAAAUUCCUAAAUGAUGCUAGUAGAAUAUAACAAUUUUUAUUAUCAGAAAAUAUGGAAGAGAGUUGGAUUGUUGGGGUCACAGCCAGGGUGAAGGGGGGUGGCAAAAGAGAUGUCAAGGAAGUAAGAAAACAAGGAAAAGGAGGCGUGAGAGAGAGAGGUGAGCCUUGUGAAGCGGCAGCCAUCUUAUCUCAGGUGGUACUAAAGAAACAAUUUAUCAGCAGCACCUUCCUCCCAUGUUUAGGAAAUUCUCUAAAGGAAACUGAGCACAUAAGCUUCGUUGGUGUGGGUCGAACACCUGCAGAACUUAACCUAGAAGUGAGUUUGAGGGCACAAGAGUCCCCUGACAUUCUAGUCAGUCACCAUUCACCUCGGUCAACAAGUAUUCAUCAUUGUCACGCCUAGGGGCAGACAUUCUUGGCCCUGAAGAAGCUUCAGAGGUUUGUGACUUUAAUCAUUUUCCUUGUCGUUGUUGCGCCUUGUCCUCAAAAUGGUUUAUGCCUUGUGCGUGUGUUUAGAUAGCCGAAUUAUAGUCACCAGGACAAGAGUUAUGCACUGUUAGCAGUUUCCUCUGGACAUUUUGCCAGAAUUUGAGCAUGUGUCAAAUUCCAAGAGUAUAAAAAUGGGAGUUAAUUACUCCUAUUACUUCGAUUUUUUUUUUGUCCUGCUAAAUUGCCCUGUCUCUUGGCCCAUGUGGAGUCUACCGACAGAGCAGCUCUAGGAUAUAUUCAAAUGAAAAAGCAGAGGUCGAAGUUGUGUUAGGAGUUAGGACAUCACCAGGACUCAGAAGUUAGGGACAGAGAUUCCUAGUGUUUCCGGAGGCUGAGGAGCCGAUUCCUGUCUGUGGAAAGGCAUCCUGGGACUUCUGAUGAAGACAUACCCUUAAUUCUAUCAAACCUCAGUAGCCAUUCUGUGUACCCAUUCAUGGAUUUCAUUGUGAGCACAACUUAAAAUCGAACACGUUGCAGGCACAAACACUUAAAUUAGCUUGACGAUUGCCCAGCUGGAGAAUAAAAUGUGUUUCCCUGUAACAGAAUAAGCAGAGUCCAUCAGGAGC
Loxodonta africana (African savanna elephant) is the source of this 16463-nucleotide messenger RNA. It is a transcript of the gene EIF4E3, whose product is annotated as eukaryotic translation initiation factor 4E family member 3. Gene Ontology annotation, cellular component: eukaryotic translation initiation factor 4F complex. The transcript has 8 exons. Gene Ontology annotation, molecular function: translation initiation factor activity; RNA 7-methylguanosine cap binding. Lineage: Eukaryota; Metazoa; Chordata; Mammalia; Proboscidea; Elephantidae. Gene Ontology annotation, biological process: translational initiation. Bases 215 to 796 code for a protein of 193 amino acids. The record is from RefSeq and is a predicted model, not a curated record.